Messenger RNA from Ipomoea nil (Japanese morning glory), 2296 nucleotides. Its product is annotated as protein FLX-like 2. The transcript has 5 exons. The coding region runs from base 294 to 1700 and encodes 468 amino acids. NCBI's taxonomy places the organism in Eukaryota, Viridiplantae, Streptophyta, Magnoliopsida, Solanales, Convolvulaceae. The record is from RefSeq and is a predicted model, not a curated record.
AGCCCUCAAAUGGUCAUACACUCAAACCCUAAACAGUCCCUCACAAAUUCACAAUCUCACACACACAGGUAGUCGCUCGCUUGCUCUCUGGAGUCGCUGCCUCUCUCGCUCAAUCUCUCUCACGUCCUCAACCUCACCAUUGUCGGUCGCCGGUCGCCCAAUCACCCUCCGUCUUCGGGGUCUACUUAUCUCUGCCUCGCCGGAGUCGUCGCUCAUCGAUCUCCCUCCCGUCUCCGGCAACUCUCCGUUUUCUCCUCGGAAAUAUAUCAAUUGGGCCUGGAAUAUAAUCCGGAAUGGGUAGCAAAAGUAAACCACCGCCUCCAUUCCUAAGACACCCUCCCCUAGGGCCAAGCACUGUGCAUCCUGAUCCUUAUGGUCAUUCGAUUCGGCCCCCACCUGGUGGUUUCCCUCCAUUUGAGAUGCUUCCUCAUCCCGAGAUUAUGGAGCAAAAGCUUGCCACACAACAUGCAGAGAUGCAAAAACUUGCAAAAGAAAACCAUAGGCUUGCCGCCACCCAUGGAACGUUGAGGCAAGAGCUUGCUGCUGCAAAACAUGAGCUGCAACUAUUGCACACUCACAUAGGGGCUAUGAAAUCUGAGAAGGAACAACAGACAACGGUCCUCAAGGAUAAAAUUGCUAGGAUGGAGGCUGAAUUAAAAGCUGCAGAUCCUCUUAAAGCAGAAUUGCAGAAGGCACGGGGCGAAGCUCAGAAUCUGGUUACUGAAAGGCAGGAACUUAUUUUGAAAGUGCAGCAGCUGAAUCAAGAUCUUCAGAGGACUCACUCUAACACACAACAGAUUCCUCUUUUGUUAUCUGAGCUGGAAGCAUUGAGACAGGAGUACAGCCAUUGCAGGGCAACCUAUGAGUAUGAUAGGAAAUUUUACCAUGAUCACAUUGAAUCUCUUAAGGUGAUGGAAAAGAACUACAUGACCAUGGCGAGUGAAGUGGAAAAGCUUCGGGCAGAAUUAAAUAAUACGGCUAAUUUAGACAGAACUGUUCUGUGUAAUACAAAUGCAGGUGCAACGUAUAGUAAUUCUAUGGGACAUAAUGAGAGUGAUGCUGCUACUCAUUAUCCUGUUGCACAAAAUAUUUAUGGAGAUGGCUAUGGUGUUGCUCAGCAGGGACGUGGCCCUCUUCCACCUAUGGGAAAUGUUAGUGGAGUUGCUGCUCCUAUCGGUAAUUCUCCAAAUUUUGGAGCUCACCCUGGGCCUACUUCUGCAAAACCCACUCAUGAUGCUUCAAAAAUGCCCAAUUAUGAUGCACAAAUUGGAAGGGCAGGACCUGGCUAUGAUGCACAAAGGGUGGCAAAUGCACCUGCUUAUGAUGCACAAAGGGGCGCAAGUGGACAUGGUUACAAUCCACAGAGUGGACCAACGGGAGCCAGUUAUGAUGCACAUAGGGGGCCUGGGUACGAUCUUCAGAGGAUUCCUGGUUAUGAUACUCAUACAGGCCCUGGAUAUGACGGAUACAGGUCACUUGGUUAUGAUGCAAACCGAGGUUCUGGGUAUGAUUUACCAAGUGGAGCCAAUUAUGAUGCCACAAUGGUCUCUGGCCAUGACACAACUGGGAAAGGAGGUGUUGGGGCUCAAGGUCAACUUGGACUUCCAAGAAAUCCAGCUUAUGGGUCUGCAACACCAUCUGGUCAUACUGGAACGGGGUAUGAUGGAGCAGCACGUGGGGGGAACCCUGUUCGUAGAUAAGCUUCGAAUGGAUUUUCAUCUCCAUUGCAUUUGACACUUCUUGGAGAAUCAGCACCUCCCUCUGACAUCUAUUCUCGUUAUUCUUCACCAUCAAAAUGGUGAUCACGUGAUAUAUGAAAGUUCAUCCUCAAGUGAGCCCUAUCUUUCAAUGCACAGCGGCUGGGGCCGAAGAUUUUGGGAGUAAAACCGAAGCUUUCACAAGCGACUGAUUUUUGUUCUCUUUGUAAGUGAGAUAAAAGGCCUAUUGUGGGGGCUCUUUAGAUUGAACUGCUAUCUAAAGCCAGGUGUAUUCCCCCAUAUUUUCUACUAAACAAAUGCUGAGUAGAAUCAUAGGAUGGAUAUAUCUCUUUCUGUUGAUAGAACUGUGUAGAAAAUAUUGUCAAGCUAGCACAUGAUAUUCAUCUCCUAUGGUUGAACAUUUUUCUUGUGGUGUAUAUUGUGCUUAGCUUUCUCACAGGUGAAGUGAAAAUGGCCUUCAAAUUUGAUCAAAUUUAGGAGGUGAUCCUAGUCGAUAAACCAACUUGUUUAGGGUUGUUUCUACAUUAUUUUUCUUCUAAAGCAUUUUCGAUUGUAAAAGUAGAGUUAAUUGUAGCGGA